UUACAUGAUGAAAAUAUGUCAGCAUUAUCAUUUGAAAUCAGCUGUAAACUUUAUAAGUUUUGAUUAAAUAAAACGCUUUUCAGAUUUUAUUAUUGAAUAAUUAAUGUAACAAUUGUGUUUUUAAAAAUAAUGGCUUCUCGAUUUAGCGGUGCACUGCAAUUGACAGAUCUUGAUGAUUUCAUAACCCCUUCACAAGAAUGUAUAAAGCCAGUAAAAAUAGAAAAAACUAAAAGUAAAACAGGUGCAAAGAUUAAAAUCGGAGAAGAUGGUUACUUUGACUUGUCUUCUGGAAAAGAGCAGAAGUUACAAAAGGUUGAAAUUACUCUUGCCGACUGCUUGGCUUGUAGCGGCUGCAUAACUUCCGCUGAAAGUGUGCUCGUUACCCGACAGAGCCAGGAGGAACUCUUGAAAGUAUUUUCGGACAGGAGGUAUACAGAUACUAAGGGAGUGACACGAGAUGUGACCUUGAUCGUUAUAUCAGUGUCUAUACAACCCUUAUUGUCUUUGGCUGCAAGAUAUAAAUUAGAGCCAGAGGAAGCAAUGAGGAAAUUAGUAGGAUAUUUCAAGAGUCUCGGUGCAGAUCUGGUGUUAGACAUGACAGUAGCUGAAGACAUGUCUCUGCUAGAAGCACAGCAAGAGUUUGUGCAGCGGUACCAGAAUCAACAGCACGACCCUUCUGCUAAACAAUUACCGAUGCUUGCUAGUUCCUGUCCAGGUUGGGUCUGUUACGCAGAGAAAACCCAUGGCAACUUCAUUCUGCCAUAUAUAUCAAGCACUAAAUCUCCGCAACAGAUAAUGGGUUCACUAGUGAAACAGCACCUGGCGACUAAGCGUGAACUAAACCCCAGUGAAGUGUACCAUGUAACCUUCAUGCCCUGCUACGAUAAGAAGUUAGAGGCGUCCCGGGAAGAUUUCUACAGUGAAAUACUCAAUUGUCAUGACGUGGACUGUGUUAUUACUGCAAUCGAACUAGAACAGAUGCUGGAGAAUGGUGGCCAGUGCCUGUCAGAAGUGGAGGGCGCUGAUGUAGACUGGCCGUGGGGGGAGCCAGAGGCUCAGGGGGUGGCAGUGAGGGCCCACGUGGGUUCGGGCUCCGGCGGGUACGCGGACCACGUGUUCCUGUACGCGGCUGAGCAACUCUUCGGAGAGACCGGCGUGCAGCUCGCUUACAAGAACUUAAGAAAUCCAGACUUCCGCGAAGUGACGUUGGAAAAAGAUGGUAAAGAAGUAUUAAAGUUUGCGAUAGCGAACGGUUUCCGGAACAUUCAAAAUUUAGUGCAGAAGCUGAAACGUGGGAAAUCACCCUACCACUACGUGGAGGUCAUGGCUUGCCCGUCAGGUUGUUUGAAUGGUGGUGCCCAAGUGCGUCCGAUGCAGGGCGAGAGCGGUCGCGAGCUGGUCUCCCAACUUCAAACGCUUUACAGCAGUUUGCCGGUCUCCCGUCCAGCGCAGAACAAGCUCGUCAAGCAGUUGUACAGCGAUUGGCUCGAUGGAAGAGACUCGGAUAAGGCGAAGGCAUUAUUGCAUACCUCGUAUCACGCGCUCGAGAAAAAUGAUAUGGCGCUCAAUAUUAAAUGGUGAUCUGAGAGAGAAAGGUUGACGUUAGACCACUCGCAUGAAACUUCUGGCACUAAGUUUCGAAAUUACUCUGGGUCUUUGUUAUUUGGAUUUUUUGUGCUUCAAUGUAUAAUCUAAAUAUGCACAAGGCUAGACAAUUUUAUAGCUCUAGGAGAGACUGCAAAACCUUUUUAAAUCGCCAGAGGUGGGCGUGGCUUUGUAAAUGACUUAUGUCUAUUUAGGUUUAUAUAACAAGUGCAAUAUAAUUCAAGAUAUUAAAAAAAAAUUAAAGUUGAUAGAAGUCGUUAUGUAAGCCAAAAAGUCUGUUUGGCCACACAUAACGACGAAAUAAUUUAUGUAAUUUGAAUGAAACUUAUAAUGACUUAAAAUCUAUGAGGAUAUUUGGUACUGUCCAUCCCCGUAAUCAGCACAGGUCUUGGAAAAGAGGGUCAAGGUCAAAUUGUGUAUUCACAAAUGCAGUCCGGGACCGCUAGAUUCACCACUUUAAUAGGAUGAGCAUAAAAUAUAAGCUGGGAUUAGCAGAAUUGGACAAAAACCAAAUUGCAUAAAAUCUGAAACGAAUACACUAUAAAAAUAUAGUGAUAUUAUAAUUUAUGUAUAUGUGAGAAAUGUGUAACUUGUUUAUUUGAAAUUUUAAAUGUGUUUGACUUGAACGUUUUGAAACGUGUCUGGUCGAACGAUCGAACGAGUCCGUUUCCGUUCCGUUUGUCUAACGUAUUUGACCUUUGUUUGUUGAAAAUAUUUCUGGUCGCUUUCAUAUGAUUCUGUGUCUAAAUCGAAAUAAAAAAUGUAUCGUUGCCUUAUAUUUUGUAUAUAAGUGAUUUUAAUUAUACUUGUGAUAUAAUUGUAAAUACUGUUAAUAAACGUUACGUUAUAAGAA
Messenger RNA from Melitaea cinxia (Glanville fritillary), 2458 nucleotides. RefSeq names its product probable cytosolic Fe-S cluster assembly factor GJ13047. The transcript is spliced from 8 exons. Gene Ontology annotation, cellular component: cytosolic [4Fe-4S] assembly targeting complex. Lineage: Eukaryota; Metazoa; Arthropoda; Insecta; Lepidoptera; Nymphalidae. Gene Ontology annotation, biological process: iron-sulfur cluster assembly. Gene Ontology annotation, molecular function: 4 iron, 4 sulfur cluster binding. The coding region runs from base 130 to 1581 and encodes 483 amino acids. The record is from RefSeq and is a predicted model, not a curated record.